GACAGUAAACUAGUUGGUCUGCGUUUCUCAGGUGCGAUGUGUUUGCUGCACUGUGUGACUGUGACCCCCGGUGACGGCUGAAAACAUUUUGUCUUGUAAAUAAAGUGACUUCUUGUCAGCGAGUGCCAUCGUCCUCUGGGAUCAUUGACGACUUUGCUGUAAGGGAAGAGCAGGCUUCCUCCUCUCCUGCUUCGCUCGUCCUCUCAGCACCAUGCCAGACAUUAAUCUGUGUUUGGAGGCUCUGUCGGCUCUUUCCGGCUGCAGCGUCGAGCUGACCAGUGGCACCUCCCAGCUCACUCCCCAGGACUUUGUCAACAUUGUGGCCCUUAAGGAGUUUUACAAGCAGGAGGGGUUUAAGGAGCUGGAGUACCCCAGUCUAGGGACUCUGUCCCUGCAGGACGUGGAUGACCAGGACCUGUACGGGAACCCGCCGGCACUGACCGAGGGCCCAGAGCUCCAGAGCCUCAGGACCACUGUGAGGAUCAACCCUCAGGACUUUUUCCAUCCAAAGUACGACUACGACUUCACCAACAUCAAGGAUGGCAGCACCAAGUUCCUGCGUGGUAAUGAGCAGUACAUUCGUCCCUGUGGCUGGAACCGUGUGGCCCUGCAGGUCAUCCAGAGGUAUGCCGAUGGGAAUUCCUGGCUCGGGACAGGAAAGGAUGCCUGGCCCGUCUCCUACCAAGGAUACAGCAUGGAUGGCUCCCUCGGCAUUAUCCUGACCCGUGGUGCAUGCUCCAGUGACGAGCCCCAGUUUCUGGAUGUAGCUGCCGCCUCUCUGAAUAACAGCGAGACGAGGGGUAGAGGGGUGUACUCCACACCAGACAUCAAGAUGGCGGAGCAGUACUGCAAGCAGUUCACGUCCAGAGUGGACGGGAAGAAGUACAAAGUGGUUCUUCAGAACCGCAUCAACCCACAGAAGAGAACCAAGUGCCAGAGAGAAGAUGUGUGGCUGGUCUAUAUCCCCGAGGGCCACAACGAUGUCCAGACCAGGGCCAUCGUGCAGGAGUCCAUCCGCCCGUACGGGCUGCUGCUGAAGCAGGCGUGAGCCCGGACGUGGUCUGGGUUUCAUUAUCAACAUGAAGCCUUGGAACAAUCAUUUCUCUCCUUUCCACUAAUGUCAGGUAAAUGCUGCUGAGGAGGUCUGUAGGUUCAGUGUUCCUCAGUUGGCUCAUGUGACUCCCACAGCUCCUGGAUGUUUGCACUGCAACCCAGGGAGCACCGUUCUCACUAAGCAUUAAUCUAAGAACACCGCUGUGGGAUGGAUAAACUGUAUAGGCACAUUUUAAUCCUGAAAAUCACUUUGGCUUUUCUAAAUAUAUUUGCAUGACUUAGACUAUUCACAAACCAUAAAUAGUAGUGCCUUAAUUUGAGUUCAUGUUAGAAAUCAGUUUAAGUUUGGGGAUUUUUUCCAAGAUUGAAGGCUGUAACUAAUACAAACCUGAACAUAACUCCCUGCAGCUGUUGUCAAAUCUAAGGAACGACUGAGGAACACAAAACCAACGUAAUAUCCUGGGAAACUGGUCGGUGUGGGUCUGCUGUAUGUGCUGCCAUCUAGUGGUGUGUUGUGGUAUUUUUCUUUUUAGGAGAAUUCUGCAGAAUGAGCUAACAGUUUCAGGGUGGUGAGCAUGAAUGAUGCUAGAAGAGGAUUUUCAGAUUUGAAUUAUUACCUUUCUUUUGCUGCCUGCUUGCACAAAAUGUCUGUCACUGAACUGCACCGAUGAGGUUUCAUUAUACUGUAAUUACAGAUGUCAAGUCAUCUAAUGUGCUGAGCUGCUUGUAAGAUCUGGUCACUGAGGCACUUUCACCUCUGGACUAGAGUGUGAUUCAGUUUCCUGGCUGAAUUUUAAUUGAAGAUGCUGUGAGGUUUUUCAUAGUGCUAUCAUUUUGUGAAUACUGCGGCUGUCUGUUAAUUACAGAAUACCUCUGUUCAUCUCAUGUACUGUACCCCUUAUCUUUACUUUUUGUAGUCCAUACAAAUAAAACUAUAAUUUCCCAGGAUACACACA
This is a messenger RNA of Monopterus albus (swamp eel), 2009 nucleotides long. RefSeq lists its product as uncharacterized. Bases 212 to 1048 code for a protein of 278 amino acids. The record is from RefSeq and is a predicted model, not a curated record. The transcript is spliced from 3 exons. Lineage: Eukaryota; Metazoa; Chordata; Actinopteri; Synbranchiformes; Synbranchidae.